Messenger RNA from Naegleria lovaniensis, 312 nucleotides. RefSeq lists its product as uncharacterized. The transcript has a single exon. The record is from RefSeq and is a predicted model, not a curated record. Bases 1 to 312 code for a protein of 103 amino acids. NCBI's taxonomy places the organism in Eukaryota, Heterolobosea, Eutetramitea, Acrasida, Naegleriidae.
AUGCAUUUGAAAUUGCAACCAUCCUUCUCGAAAAAUUAUAAUGAUCACUUGUCCACGCACCCUAGAAAGAGCAAUGACAAUUCUUCCCAUGCUUCAUAUCCACUCCACAUCAUUGACGGUACAGGAGGACUUGGAGGAAACACCAUUGGAUUUCUGAGAGCUCUUUGGAAAUUAUAUCCUUCUCAAGUUUUAAAUCAAACCCGAAUGACUAUGAUAGAAUUAGAUGCUAAACGCUACGAAUGUGGAAAACAUAAUGUUGAACUCUUUGUCAACGAUUUCAAUGAAAAGAAUCGAGCUGUCUCUUCACAGUAG